This is a messenger RNA of Trichoderma atroviride IMI 206040, 1668 nucleotides long. RefSeq lists its product as uncharacterized. The record is from RefSeq and is a predicted model, not a curated record. Gene Ontology annotation, biological process: dephosphorylation. Gene Ontology annotation, molecular function: phosphoprotein phosphatase activity. Lineage: Eukaryota; Fungi; Ascomycota; Sordariomycetes; Hypocreales; Hypocreaceae.
AUGGAGCAAGAAACUCAAUUACAGCAAGUACCCAACUUUAGAGACGUUGGCAAAACCGUCAACCAGUUUCUAGGAGAGAGACGCAUUCGCGAGGGCCUCUUUUACCGCUCCGGAAGGCUAGACGAUGCCACCGCUGCGGACAAGAACUUCAUCCGAGAUGAGCUUGAGAUGAAGACUGUCAUUGAUUUGAGGACAAAAACAGAGAUUCUCAAACAAAUCAAGAAGCACCAGCUUGAAUCCGGCCACUCUUCCGCCUCGUCUCUCCAGAUACAAGGUUUAAACUAUCACGGAAUCAAAAUCAACGGCAAAUCAUUCGAGAGACAUCUAUUAGGCUUGCUAUCAUGGUGGGAUUUCUUCAAGGUCAUCUUUUUCUUCGUCCUCGGAUACCGCAUAGACGCCGUUAGGGUACUUAGCCAUCAAGUCAUGCUGCCCCGUGGGCUUGUCGGCCUUGGCCUUGACACGCUCGAUUACUGUGGCUCUGAGAUACGAGAAGCCCUCUCGUUAUAUACUACUCCUCAGUCGCUUCCCUCCGUCGUACAUUGUACACAGGGAAAAGAUCGUACUGGGCUCAUAUGUGCUUUGGUACUGAUGAUACUGAAGAUCCCUAGAGCGGCCAUAGAGCACGACUACUUUCUGACUGACGCUGCUCUUGUGCCCAGCCGGCCUCAGAUGCUUGUAGAAAUCCAUGAGAUUGGCCUGACGGAUGAGUGGGCGGGUACCGCAAACGACAUGAUUUCCUCGAUUGAAUUUCACAUCAAAGCCAAAUACGGAAGCUUAGAGGGCUACCUUGACUCCAUUGGGUUUGGCCAAGAUCAGCGAGCUAUGAUCCAAGAGACUUUACUCUAUUAAGAGAAAAUGAGAGUGUGAGAGCCCCAUCACGAUAGGCUUUGGCAUCGGGAUGUAGGAAGAGCAAGCGCUUGCGUCAAGUCUAGAGUUCUAUUCCUUUCUAAACCGCCCCUGCAACCAGCAGCGAUACAUCUUGAUCUUCUCAGCUCUAUUAACGAGCAGCCGUCUAUCAACGCCGAGCUUCUCAAUCGUAAAUCGUGGCACGUCAGCCUCGUCCGACUUUUCAGUAGCGUCCGGUCCAGACCAGAUGUUUGCGAGUUCAUCCCUGUCAAAGAAAUACACACGGGUGCCGUCUCCACGGAUGUAAAAAUUUUCUUCCAGGUAUCGUCCUUUUCGAAAGCGUACCUGGGCUAGAUCACCUCUUCCAUAGUCCCGGAAGCAGACCAGACCUCCAGGCUUCAGAGCUUUAUAAAUGUUCCGCACUGCCUGUGCCCAUUCGCGGGGAGACAAGGCAGAAAAUACGAAAAUCAUUAUGGCCACGUCUACAGUUCCUUCUUCAACGUCAGGCGGGAGGCUCUCUCCAGAAACAUCCCAGACGUCGGCUUGGAUGUGUUUGGUAUCAUAGGCGUCGUGAUUGCGCAUGACUUCUACGGCUUGUUUAGAAAAAUCGCAGGCAUGGAUUUUCAGGUGGGGAUUCUUAUUGUUGGCCAGCACUGGGAAAGCAGUAUUACCCGCUCCCGCACCAACCUCCAAGAUGAGCGUUGGGCCAGAGUCCUCUUUGGUUACAUCUGCCAAUAUGGGAAACUCCUGCUGCAGCCACUUGCGGUCUUUGAAGAAAUUGGACGUGUUGUUUUUAUAGAAUUUGUUCCACCACAUGGCUGG